Lycium barbarum (goji berry) is the source of this 630-nucleotide messenger RNA. RefSeq lists its product as uncharacterized. The coding region runs from base 1 to 630 and encodes 209 amino acids. NCBI's taxonomy places the organism in Eukaryota, Viridiplantae, Streptophyta, Magnoliopsida, Solanales, Solanaceae. The record is from RefSeq and is a predicted model, not a curated record. The transcript has a single exon.
AUGGAUGUCCCGGUUGAGAGCCUGUUUCCACAGCAAAGCAAUCAAGAGGAAAACAUUACCAUAAGAAAUCAUGCACAGAACAGUAAGUCGAAUCCUUCGACUCCUACAAAUCAAAACAAGCAAGAUAUUAGCACUCCGGUGAAAGCUUAUGAAAGAUCCACUGGAAAACAUAAACAGAUCCCAAUUGACAAGAUGGAAAAUAGCACAAACAAGAGUAAAGGAAGGGAUUCACAAUGUGAGAAACAUACAACCAAAUCCACAAUUUCGGCAGGAUUUGCUAUGCAAUCUCCAGAUGCUAAGAAGAAACCUCUUGAUACACCUCCUAAACAUGAAUUUGUACAGUCAAAAUUAUCUGAGAUGAAAGGAAUCAACCUAUAUGUUGACCUGAAUUGCAAUGAAGAUAUUGAUGUUAUCAUUACCAAUUCAGAAUCUGACCAGGAAAAGAAUAAAAAAGACAGUCAACAUAACACCCAAGAAGUUUUGGAAGAUUCCAGUGAAUAUGAAUCAAGUUUGGGGGAUGCAAGGGAUGAUGAUGAUGAUGAAGAAUUCCAAGAAGAAGAAGAUUAUGAGGAAUGUAAUUCAACUGAUAAGGAUGAGCUUCUGAAGACUUUUGCACCGAGAACAGUCUAG